Molecule: messenger RNA, 3364 nt
Organism: Chrysemys picta bellii (western painted turtle)
Lineage: Eukaryota; Metazoa; Chordata; Testudines; Emydidae
Gene: VEZF1
Product: vascular endothelial zinc finger 1
Biological process (GO): regulation of transcription by RNA polymerase II
Cellular component (GO): nucleus
Molecular function (GO): RNA polymerase II cis-regulatory region sequence-specific DNA binding; DNA-binding transcription factor activity, RNA polymerase II-specific
Source: RefSeq, a predicted model, not a curated record
GCUCCGGCAAGCGGCUGGAAGCGGCUUCCCCCCCCGCGACGCCCGCGUGCCAAGCCGGGUGGAUUCACCCCCGCGAGCUGCGGGGCGCCCGCGCUCCUCUGCAGGGCUGGGGCGGGCGGCGCUCCCCGCUCCCGCCCCCCCCCGCUCCCGCAGUGGUGCGGCCCGGAGGUUAGCGGAAGCGGCCGCUCGGCGCUGCCAUGUUGAGCCGCCGCCGCCGCCGCUUUGUUGUCGGCUCCAUGUAGCUGGGGCCCGGGGGAGGGAGGGGGGAUCGAGCCGGAGUCGCCGCCGCCGACCAGGCCGCCGAGGCCCGGGAAGUCCCCGCCAUGGAGGCCAACUGGACCGCGUUCCUCUUCCAGGCACAUGAAGCCUCACAUCACCAACAGCAGGCAGCACAGAACAGUUUGCUGCCCCUCCUGAGCUCCGCUGUUGAGCCACCUGAUCAGAAGCCGAUUCUACCCUUACCAAUAACCCAGAAACCUCAGCCUGCACCAGAAACAUUAAAAGAUGCUAUUGUUGGGAUUAAAAAGGAAAAACCUAAAACCUCCUUUGUAUGCACCUACUGCAGCAAAGCUUUCAGGGACAGCUACCAUUUGAGGCGCCAUGAGUCCUGCCACACAGGGAUAAAGUUAGUGUCACGGCCAAAGAAAACUCCCACCACAAUGGUGCCCCUAAUCUCAACUAUUGCUGGCGACAACAGCCGAACUUCAUUGGUUUCAACUAUCGCAGGCAUCCUGUCAACGGUCACUACAUCUUCCUCUGCCACCAACCCCAGCAGUAGUGCUGGUGCAACAGCCAUGGCUGUGACUCAGACGGUGAAGAAGCCCAGCAAGCCUGUUAAGAAGAACCAUGCUUGUGAGAUGUGCGGAAAAGCCUUCCGGGAUGUGUACCACCUCAACCGGCAUAAGCUAUCCCACUCAGAUGAAAAACCUUUUGAAUGUCCAAUUUGUAAUCAGCGCUUCAAGAGGAAGGACCGCAUGACCUAUCAUGUGAGGUCUCAUGAAGGUGGCAUCACCAAACCAUACACCUGUGGUGUUUGUGGAAAAGGCUUCUCGAGGUACCAUGUAGAAAAUCCCAGGCGAGCUCAAGUAUUGGCUUUUCGUAAUCAAGAAGGGUUAAACUAUCAUAGCAAGGGGCUAGGAGAACCAGACAUCUUAGAAGAUUGGCCUGAUCACUUAAGCUGUCAUGUCAAACACGUUCACUCGACAGAGAGACCCUUCAAAUGCCAAACAUGCACUGCUGCCUUUGCCACCAAAGACAGACUGCGGACACACAUGGUGCGCCAUGAAGGAAAGGUAUCGUGUAAUAUCUGUGGUAAACUUCUGAGUGCAGCGUAUAUCACCAGCCACUUAAAGACACAUGGGCAGAGCCAAAGUAUCAACUGUAAUACCUGUAAACAAGGCAUCAGUAAAACAUGCAUGAGUGAGGAGACCAGCAACCAGAAGCAGCAGCAACAGCAGCAGCAGCAACAACAACAACAACAUGUAACAAACUGGCCUGGAAAGCAGGUAGAGACACUGAGAUUAUGGGAAGAAGCGGUCAAAGCAAGGAAGAAAGAAUGUCAAUUCACCUUUGAGAAGGCUAUAGAGUACGUACCAUUCGAAGCUGCUAACUUGUGCCAAACCUCCACUGCUGCUACUACGCCUGUGACUCUUACUACUCCAUUCAAUAUAACGUCCUCUGUGGCUUCUGGGACUAUCACAAACCCAGUCACAGUGGCAGCUGCAAUGAGCAUGAGAAGUCCAGUAAAUGUAUCAAGUGCAGUUAAUAUAUCCAGUCCGAUGAACCUAGGGCAUCCUGUAACUAUAACAAGUCCAUUAUCCAUGACCUCUCCAUUAACGCUCACAACACCAGUCAAUUUACCUACCCCAGUAACUGCUCCAGUGAAUAUAGCGCAUCCAGUCACUAUAACAUCUCCUAUGAAUCUCCAAACACCAAUGACGUUAGCAGGUCCAUUAAAUAUAGCAAUGAGACCGGUAGAGAGCAUGCCUUUCCUGCCUCAAGCCUUGCCCACGUCUCCUCCUUGGUAAAGAAUCUGUAAACAGUAUUAAAGGGGAUUAAAACUGAAUCCUUACCAGCAGGUUUUUUAGUUGUUGUUAAUAAUAAUAAUAAUAAUAAUAAUAAUAAUGUUAAUAAUGUAAUAAUAAAGUCAAACUAAAUAACUGGCUUAAUGUGCACCAGUUAAAGACCCUAAUAGCAUCUUUCCCUGUUGAUUUGGCUCAUCGUGUUCAAACUAGAGUUUGUAAUUUAUCACUUUGUUUAAAGCAAGUUUUACCGUUAGCUGACUAUGAUGAUGUUGAAAUAGGACAGGUGGUUACUUGCCACAGUUUAAAAACCAGUCAUUAAAAAUCAGCAUUACUGUUUUAUCCCAGAAAUUAUAAACUAGCAAAUGAUUUUAAUCCAAACACUAGCAAAGACCCCUCCAUAUGCUUGACAGGGUGGAUGGCUAAUUUUAACUUGCCAGUUCUAAAUCCACUGAUUCAGAGCUAGUGUAGUAUCUUUGUCUGUGUUAAUGUUUUUUUAUGAGUAAAUGCAUUACAAUGUUGUCAUUUUUUAAUGCAUUUUGGAGAAAAUAUGCAUUUUACCUUUGGGAAUAUGGUAAUUUCAGGCAGCAUUCCCUAUGGGAAAGGUGAUACCAGCUCUGAUAUGCAAAGCAUAUGAUAACUUAUCAUUCUAACUUCAACAUAUAAUAGGGAUUGUGACCUGAUAUUUGGAGAUGUAAAUAUUACCCAAAAUAUUACCCUAAGGAAAUGUAGCAUUGUAGUCAACUUUUUUUUUUUUUAAACUGUUAAUGUUUGGUAAGAAACAGCCAUGGCUGACAGAAGAGGAGUUGAAAUGUGUGUGAACAUGGUCUCUAAACAGUCAAAACCCUUGGGACUCUUAUCUAGGAGCAAAAGGAUGCUUUGAAUCUUAUAAAAUAUUGCUUUAAGCUGGAAGACUCUGGAAGCGCUGGGGUGUGAUGUAUAUGCCCUCUCUCUCCCAAUCAGAACCUGUUGAUGUUGCAGCAGGGGACAGACGUGUUAGUUGUUCACUAGAAGUUUUUGUCUUAUAUUAAAUUGUAUACAGUUUUUAUUCUAACCACUAACUAGGUAGGAUGACCCUUCAGGACAAGCCAAGAGCGUCUUUAAUUUCUCCCGUAUUUCUUAAUCAAGUGUUGUGCAGAUCUGUUCAACUUUGUAAAUAUUUUCAAACAUCAUCAUUUUUACUUUAUUCUUCUAUUGUGUUAACACAUUUCUAUCAAUUUGUGGUGUUUGUGGCAUGACAGUCUGAGCUGUCCAGCCCAGAAGUACUCCACAAAUGGUUACACAUGUUGAAACUACAUGUGCUUUUUAUUUCUUAGACUGUUUAUCUGUACAUAAAGUAGAAA